Molecule: messenger RNA, 4980 nt
Organism: Zonotrichia albicollis (white-throated sparrow)
Lineage: Eukaryota; Metazoa; Chordata; Aves; Passeriformes; Passerellidae
Source: RefSeq, a predicted model, not a curated record
AGAUAUAUAUGUGUGUGUGUAUGUGCACAUACAUAUGUAAAAUGUUAUAAAUACAUACAUACAUAUAUAAAAUACUAUAUAGAUUGUUGUUGGUGCCAAGUGCUUGUCAAGCCCAUCCCAGCAGUGGGGCCAGCUGACCAUGGGCAAAGUCUCACUUGGACUGUGUAUUGGGUCUGAGACUGAGAUGGAGUUCAUUUUCCCUUAGCAGCCUCAGAGUGCAGUGCUUUGCAGUGGGAGUGGAAAGGUGUUGAUAACACACCAGUGCUUUGGAUAAUGCUGAGCAGACCUGUCCCUUCAACAUCCCCCCCAUCAAGGGACUGGGAGUGGGCAAGGUCCUGGGAGGGCACACAACCAGGCCAGCUGACCCAAAUUAGCCAAAGGGAUAUUCCAUACUGUAUGAUGUCAGCUCAGAUAUAAAAGCUAAGGGAGGGAGGAGGAUGAGGGAGGCAUUUGUUACUCUGCAGUGUUUGCCUUCUGGAGCCACCACCACGCGUGCUGCAGCCCUGCUUCCUGGGAAGUGCCUGAGCAUCUCUUGCUGAUGGGAAGUAGAGAUUGACUUUUUCCUUUGCUUAUGCACAUGCAAACUUUUGCUUGUCUAUUUUUAUGCUUUAGUAAACUGCCUUAUCUGAACCUACGAGUUGUUUUCCAUCUUAUUCUCUCCAUGUCCUGCUGGGAAGGGGAGAGAUAGAGAGGCUCAGUGGGCACCUGGGGCCUGGCCAAGGUCAGCACACUACUGCCCAAUAGUGGGGUGAGAUAAAGGCAGUUUUAUAUAUAUAUAUAUAUAUAUAUAUUUCUGUAUUGCAUGCUGUAGUAAAAAGUAAAUCGUAGUUAUGGAGUAGCAAGCUCUCGUACACGGCAAGGAGUUUGUGAGCUGCGCUGCUUAUCUCUUUAUUUUGCUGAGUUUGGGAACAUGUUAAAAAAAACAAUGGCUCUGUGCUUUGCUCUUACACUGAUGGCCUUGUUGUGUGUGGGGAGCUAUGUUCUGUGCACGGUAAUUGAUGUGAAUGCUUUUAUAAUGCAGGCUCCCAUGGUCUUUGCUCAUCCUUAUGUAAGCCAUUUAAUACUCUUAAUAAUAUUAGCUAAUACUAUUGGCAUUCUAUGGAGUUCAUGGAAUCUGGCAUCAUCCUGGGGUAGGAAAAAACAAACUUUAGGUGAGGAGAUAUUUAAAGAUGCCCCGGGGUAUCCAGUUCCUGGGUGGCAAGGUGCAUGGAAGGAUUUGGGCAGGUUCCUAGGGCGGUUUUCACCUCCCAUUGCCUGGGACUUUACACCUGAACAGGUAACCAAGCCUGACAAACUGACCCAUGAGCUGAUAGAAGGGUGCCUUGCCCACCCCACUGAACACCAGCAGCUUCUUGCCCUGUACUGGGGCCUGGCCUGUGCCUACCGAGCCACUGUUCAGUACUCUGAGAGGACUGUAGCUGAGGCAGGAACCCAGACUGCAUUGGAGGACACUAUGGCUGAGUCAGGGACUCAAACCACAGCAGCCACAGUAACUGCCCCAGAAGCGAAAGCAAAAAAAUGGACAAGGCAAGUGACACACCCUUUCCAUCGAUUAGUAAGGGAGGAAGAAGAAGAAGAGGAAGAAGGGGAAGUAACAGUAGGAAAGGAGGGGUUGGAUCAAGAGGCAGGUCCUUCAACAAGGAAAUACAAAGGGAUGAGGGAAAUCAAACAGGAAACCGAAGUGACUCGGUCCCUGACCUCGUCAGAGCUCCGAGACCUGCGCAAAGACUACAGCCGACAGCCAGGUGAGCCCAUUUCUGCCUGGCUGCUUCGCUGCUGGGACAAUGGGGCUGGCAGACAGCAGCUGGAAGGCCAUGAAGCCCAGCAGCUGGGAUCCCUUGCUAAAGAUCGGGAAAUUGAAAGAGGAAUUGGAAAGGAAGGAGCAAUUUGCAGCCUCUGGAAACGGCUCCUCUCAAGCGUGAGGGCAAGAUACCCAUUUAAGGAAGAUCUGGUGAACUCCCCAGGGAAGUGGACCACUGCAGAUGAAGGUAUCCAGUACCUGAGAGAAUUAGCAGUGCUGGAAAUCGUCUAUAGUGAUCUAAAAAUUGACAGAGUCCCUGAAGAUCCAGAGGAUGCCCCUUGCACAAUGGCCAUGUGGAGGAAGGUGGUUCAAAGCGCCCCUGCAUCAUAUUCCAGCAGCUUGGUAUCCCUGUACCACCCACAAAUGGAUACACCAACCGUGGAGAUUGCCUCCUCCUGGCUCCGAAAUGUGGAAGAAACUCUGGGCACCUCCUCGUCCCUCCAAGCCAGCAGCCCAGCUUUUAGGGGCAGCCCACGGGAUCGGUCCUCUCCUUCCCCGGUGCGAGGGAAGGGGAGCCCCAAGCGCAGGCCCCGUGGGGAGCUCUGGUUCUUCCUGCGGGACCAGGGGGAGGACAUGAGGAAGUGGGUGGGUGAGCCCACCUUCAAGCUGGAAGCCCGUGUCCGAGAGCUGAGAGGGAAGAAGGCUGUUAAAGGGUCACCCAAGAAGAGUGCCAGUGUGGUUGCCACAGAGAGACAAGAAGGCAAUCAGCGAUUUCCCAGACAUAAAAGAGCUAAAAUCGCUUCCUUUCACCCCGAUGAGGGGACUUCUGACCUGGCAUCGCAAAGGUCAGACAGUGAAUACUCUGACCAGGAACAGGAGUAGAGAGUCCCUGCCUCUGGCCAGGAGGAGGAGAGGGAUGACCAGGCAUACUGGACUGUGUGGGUUUGAUGGCCUGGCACAUCGGAUCCAUAGAAGUGCAAAGCUUUAGCAGAUAGACUGUACAUUGAUGCCAUGAAUACACAGGAGUGUAGAAUCCAUCUGGAUCUUUGGAGUGACGGGCAUGCCAGGAGUUUUCUGUGUUAGAGGCCAAGGUGAGCUUAGCAGGGAACAAGUGGGAAUGAUGCUGGCUCUGGCUGUGACUGCCUCAGAGGCCCCUUGUAUCCUUGGCAUCAGCUGGAUACUUCAAGGAUCCUAAAGGAUGUCCAUGGGCUUUUAGUGUAGCUACAGUGAAUACAGAGAAGAUCAAAGAGUUAUCCACCCUGCCUGGCCUCUCAGAAGAUCCCUCCAUUGUAGGAUUGCUGCAGGUUGAAUGAAGACCAGCAAGUGCCAAUUGCUGCCAGGACUGUGCAGCAGCAGCAGUAUCUUACCAACCAAGACUCUGCAACCUCCAUCCAUUAGUCCUUGGAGAGCCAAGGAGUGCUCAGCAGGACCUGCUCACCCUGUGUGAGUCUGGUGGGGAAUGGAGGCUGACAGCAGUGGACUGUUGGGCCUGAAUGAUCCACCUGUGAGUGCUGCUGUGCCUGACAAUGUUGGAAAUUCAAUAUGAGCUGCAGUCAAAGGCAGCCAAGAGGUGCCCCACAGGUUAUAUAUGAAUGUGAAAUGUGCUGCAAUCAAGGAGCCACACAAGUGGAGUCUCCUUGGAAGAGAGGAUGGUGGCUGGGGUUCCAGUAGGGUGAGGCCUAAAAAAUUGGCUGUAUUGGGCUGUUGCCAUGAAUACACCAAGGCCAGAGUUACAUCCUCACCAUGGUAGAGGCAACAGCUGGCUGCCUGGAAACAUCCCCUGUAAAACUGCUUGAGAGACAUUGAGAUCCCAGGCCCUGAGCGACAGAUUUUGUGGCAACAUGGUACUACAGAGAGGAUUGAAUCAGACAAUGGGGUUCACUUUAUAAAUAAACUGAUAAACUCUUGGGCAAAGAAACAUGGCAUUGAGUGGAUAUAUCACAUCCCUUAUUAACCACAGGCCUCUGGGAAGUUUGAAAGGUAUAAUGGACUACUGAAAACUAUGUAAAGAGUAUAAAGUAAUGGGCCAUGGAAGCACUGGGAUGCAAAUUUAGCAGAAGCCACUUGGCUAGUCAACCCUAGGGGAUCUGGUAACCACCCUGGUCCUGCCCAAAUGAAACCCCUACAUACUGUGGGAGGAAAUAAAGUCCCUGCCCACACAGGGAAGUGGGAAUGUCAGUGUGAAUUUCUCCUCCUAUGGGAAAAGGCAAGCCCAUGCGUGGGAUUGUCUUUGCCCAAGGACCUGUGUGUACUUGGAGGGUGAUGAAGAAUCAUGGGGAGACCUGGUGUGUACCUCAAGGAGAUUUAACCUUGGGGGGGAAAUAAUCUGUGGUGUGAGUUGUAUGUUGCAGGAAGUAGCAGAAAUGACAAAAAACUGAUGAAGAAUGAAUUUUGUGAGGAGCAAGAAGAAUGCAACGACAACCAGAGCCAGGCUGGUGUCAGUGCCCAACAAUCAAGUGUCCUGCUUCAGUCCUGAUCACUCAUCCUGAUGGAAUGGAGCCCAAGUCAUGGAUCUGGAGGGAUGAAAGAAGCCCAUGAAAUGGAAAAAUAGUAUAUUCAUUGUAAGGACAGGGGAUAAUGGUUAAUGAAAAUGUAUGUUUGAUAUAGAGAUGGUUUAAGGAUGUAGUUUAAGUUGUAUGUGUGGGCAAGAAGGCAUUCCAGUAAUGAGAAAUAAAUACAGUGGAACAGUUGGAAGAUAUAUAAAUUAUGUGGGAUCUGAGUGUGACACAAAUGGUAUGGAAUGAGGGGUGGGCAGUGCACGGAAUAAGGGUGUGAGACUGGACUGAGAUGGAGUUCAUUUUCCCUUAGCAGCCCUCACAGUGCUGUGCUUUGCAGCAGGAGCUGGAAAGGUGUUGAUAACACACCAGUGCUUUGGAUAAUGCUGAGCAGACCUGUCCCUCCAACAUCCUCCCCAUCAAGGGACUGGGAGUGGGCAAGGUCCUGGGAGGGCACACAACCAGGCCAGCUGACCCAAAUUAGCCAAAGGGAUAUUCCAUACCAUGUGAUGUCAGCUCAGAUAUGAAAGCUAAGGGAGGGAGGAGGAUGAGGGAGGCAUUUGUUACUCUGCAGUGUUUGCCUUCUGGAGCCACCACCACGCGUGCUGCAGCCCUGCUUCCCGGGAAGUGCCUGAGCAUCUCUUGCUGAUGGGAAGUAGAGAUUGACUUUUUCCUUUGCUCAUGCACAUGCAAACUUUCAAUUGUCUAUUUUUAUGCUUUAGUAAACUGCCUUAUCUCAACCUA